Nomascus leucogenys (northern white-cheeked gibbon) is the source of this 2712-nucleotide messenger RNA. RefSeq names its product protein phosphatase 1 regulatory inhibitor subunit 14C (gene PPP1R14C). Gene Ontology annotation, cellular component: cytoplasm. Gene Ontology annotation, biological process: regulation of phosphorylation. Gene Ontology annotation, molecular function: protein serine/threonine phosphatase inhibitor activity. Lineage: Eukaryota; Metazoa; Chordata; Mammalia; Primates; Hylobatidae. The record is from RefSeq and is a predicted model, not a curated record.
GCCGCGGGGCGGGGCUGGGAGGGGAGGGGACACUACCCAGCCAUCCGAGAAGACUGUGGGGCUAGGAAAACCUCCGCGGGGAGCCUGCGGCGCGGACCUUUCCUGUGUCCCCUUCGCUGCGGGUCCUGCCCGGGGCUGCGCCAGGGGGAGGCCCCGAGAGGCGGCGCGUUUCCUGCGCUCCGGGACUGCGGGAGAAUCGCGAGUCCCUGUCUCCGAGACUAGAGGCCACGGACACCCGCGCAGGAGCAUCCCCUGGCACCCCACCCACGCUGGUACCCCCGGAGUCUACACAUCCGCGACCUCCCGUGUCUAGGCGCACACAUUUCCCGCCCCGCGGAGACUCCCACGCCCCGGGCCCUCUCCGCCGCAGGCGCCAGAUCCCGCCUCCGGGGGCUGGACCGAGAGGGUCCUCGGCGGCGUCUUUAAGGCUGCGGUCCCCGCCCCGCCGUCCUCCCCGCCCUCCUCCCUCCCGCCGCGGCUCCUCCCGCCCUCCCAGAGCAGCAGGGCGGCUGGGCGCGCGCGGCGCAGAGCAGGUGCCGGGGAGCCCUUCGCAUGCGGCUGCCGGGCCGGAGGUGGUAGCGGCGCCGGGCGCGCUCCGCCCGCCCCUCCUCCGGGCCGCACUGAGGCUCGGGAGCGCGGGGACAUGUCGGUGGCGGCGGGCAGCAGCGAGGCGGCCGGCGGGGCCAGCGGCGGCGGCGCGCGGGUUUUCUUCCAAAGCCCCCGGGGUGGCGCCGGUGGCAGCCCGGGCUCCAGCAGCGGCUCAGGCUCCUCCCGGGAGGACUCCGCGCCCGUGGCCACGGCGGCCGCUGCAGGGCAGGUUCAGCAGCAACAGCAGCGGCGACACCAGCAGGGAAAAGUGACAGUGAAAUACGAUCGUAAGGAGCUUCGGAAGCGGCUGGUGCUGGAAGAGUGGAUCGUGGAGCAGCUGGGUCAGCUCUACGGCUGCGAGGAAGAAGAAAUGCCAGAGGUAGAAAUUGACAUUGAUGAUCUUCUUGAUGCAGACAGUGAUGAAGAGAGAGCUUCAAAAUUACAGGAAGCUCUUGUAGACUGCUACAAACCAACAGAGGAAUUUAUCAAAGAGCUGCUUUCUCGGAUAAGAGGCAUGAGGAAACUGAGCCCUCCGCAGAAGAAGAGUGUAUGAUUCUGGCACAGGGUGAAACUCUCCCAGAGACGAAGAAAGGUCCUGGGAUUUGUACUUCAUGAAGACUUUUGUGAAAGAAUAGGUGUCCUUAUGAGCAACGUUUUUUUUUUUUUUUUUCUUUUUUUGGUGUGAAGGUGGGGGGCUCUAUUAGACAUUUAUUCAAGAGUGUUCCUUUUUUGGUUUUAAAGGUUUUGUUAAUGUAAUAUUUUAAUAGCAAAGAUAUCAUGACUCUAGCCACAGCCUAACCAAGGAUUAUCAAAAGAGGUGGACACUCAAGGAAGGGCCGCGCCAGGCUGCGUUUUCUGCAAGGACUCAGAUGUUCAGUACCUUAUGAUACAGGGAAGAUAGUUUUCUUACAAGUAGUUUGGUAAUAUUUUUUUCUUAAGUUGUAUAUUUGACUCAGCUGUCAAAUUUCUCAUACUUGUAUAUAUCUACACACAACUAAGUUAAAAUGUUGAUGUGAGUUUUAUUUCACAUGGAUGGAAUAAACUUGUGGUCGUCCUUUAACUGGAGGUCCCAGCACAUGUGUUUUCAAGAGGCCACUAGGCAUUCUUCAUUGAGUGCUGCUGACUUCAACACUCACUUUACGCACCAAAGUGAAAGAAUUCAGUGUAUCCGUUAUUUUAAUGCGCUACACUACAGAAAUGUUAAGUUGGUCAAGGGCUUAAUUUAUGGAAUUUCUAUUAUUUCAUUGGUUGGGAUGCUUUGCCAGGUCAUGUGCUUAUUGUCUCAUUUGUAGUCUUUUAAAGUUGUAUGAACCCUUACUUUGAAGAACUAACUUGAUUUCUAGAGAAAUAUCCACACUAUCUGAGUGGCAUUUUGCAUUGGAAAAAGGAAGCACUGUGUAGCAAUGAAUUGUCUGCAUUCCACCGAGUACUGUGUAUUAUUCUCUCUCCAGGAAAGCAGAUCAAAAGAAAGUUAGCAGAUUGGGUGUCUUCUUCCUUAGAAAUAGGUUCUGGUAGCUUCUGUGCCUGGGUAGCAUCAGACUAGUGGGAGUAAACCGUGUGUUAAGUGUCAGGGUGAGAAAGCCUCACAUUCUCUCUAGACAGUCGCUCUAGGAGCUGAUGUUGCUGGUUUGGAAGUGUGGAGAUUGCAUUUCUGGCUUCUCUCAAUGGCUUGUGUUGAGGACUCUGGGUGCUCCUGGCCCUAAUUGUGCACCCUGAUCCCCGUGCUUGGAGCUAGGCCUGGUGGCGUGCUCUAGCCCUCUCAGUUACCAGCUCUUUGGAGAAGGAUCAAAAUUCAGAUGGGAUGUGGGAUGGGUAAUAGGUGAGAGUAGAAACUCUUCCUUCCCUCCAGGAGGCCCCUGCUGCCUCCCACAGAAACCCACCUACCGUAAGAUGUCUCCAGGUGGCCUUGUCCAAGGAUGGGGGUCAGGCAUUUUAUAUCAAGGGUGCUCUGAACAUAUUUUAUUUUUUAAAAAAACUGUUUGUGAAUUUUGCGUAUACUGGCAAGCUUUUGAAAAUGUAUUUAAUUUUGUAUUGUUUACCAAUGAUUUAUUUACAAGAUAUUUACUCAAAUAAAUGGAGCUGCUUACAAGCCUGUUGACAUGUGUGGCUUGCACAACACGUUAA